Gongylonema pulchrum is the source of this 268-nucleotide messenger RNA. NCBI's taxonomy places the organism in Eukaryota, Metazoa, Nematoda, Chromadorea, Rhabditida, Gongylonematidae. The record is from the annotation of a GenBank genome assembly.
GGAGGUUGGGGUGGUGAAGGCGGCGGUGGUUGGGGUGGACCACCAUCGCAAGGUGGAUGGGGAGGACCUGCUGGCGGUGCCGGUGGUGGUUGGGGACAAGGUGGUAGCCAAGGUGGAUGGGGUGGUGGCGGUCAAGGUGGUGGACAAUCGUGGGGUGGCUCUGGUGGACAAGGUGGCGGUGGUGGAUGGGGUGGCCGUGGAUACUGAGCAACAGCAGCAGCAGCAAACCAUGCAGCAAAAAGAACUUGUGAUAAAAAUGCUACUAUAA